Epithele typhae is the source of this 1068-nucleotide messenger RNA. RefSeq lists its product as uncharacterized. The record is from RefSeq and is a predicted model, not a curated record. NCBI's taxonomy places the organism in Eukaryota, Fungi, Basidiomycota, Agaricomycetes, Polyporales, Epitheliaceae. The transcript has 2 exons. The coding region runs from base 1 to 1068 and encodes 355 amino acids. Gene Ontology annotation, molecular function: protein binding.
AUGACCACCUACAUCAACAUGCGCGACUACAAGACGAUGGACUUUUGGUUCACGGACGGCAACAUCGUCCUCCUCGCCGGCGAUGUCGCGUUCAAGGUCCAUCGCGGGCAGCUCAUUCGCCACUCCGAGAUCUUCCGCGACAUGUUCUCGCUCCCCCAGCCGAUGGACGAGACCGUAGACGGGUGCGCUUGGGUCGUGCUGCACGACGACCCGUCCGACUUCCUCCACCUCCUCCGCGCGCUUUACGAUGGCCUGUACUUCCCGAGGCCAUCCUCGGGCGACUUCUGCGCCCUCUCCGCCGUCCUCCGCCUGUCGUACAAGUACCUCAUCGAGCACCUCCAGACGCGCUGCCUCCGCCGGCUUGAGGCCGACUGGCCCGCCGCGCUUCCCGGCUGGGACUGUCGGGAGGCGCAGGCGACGGCGGACAUGCGCUACAGCCCGCGCGAGCACUUCCCGCACCCGGUGCACCUCAUCCGUCUCGCACAGGAGCUCCGGCUCGACCACCUCCUCCCCGCGGCGUACUACGACCUCUCGCGCUACGGCCCGCGCAAGAUCGCCGCCGGCGCGUCGCCCCUGCCGCCCUCGCUCCCCGUCACCUCCGCCCCUCCGCCGUCCGCGCCCCCGGCGAACAUCCGGCUCGCGCACGCGGACCUACACGCGACGUUCGUCGGGCGCGAGGCGGGCCAGCGCUUCCUCGCCACGUUCAUCGACCGCGAGCUCGCGACGCGCCCGAUCUCGGCCGGCUGCGCGAACCGGGCGCACGGCGACGGCCACCACUGCCGGGAGAGCUACUACUUCAUCAUGCUCAACCUGCUCCGCGCGGUGUCCGGGAUCGCGACGGGGCGCGACGCGGACCCGCUGUUCUCGCUGGCGCAGGCGAGCGAGAUGCUCGGCCGGACGGACUUCAGCGACGGCACACGCCAGUGCGGGCUCCGGAUAUGCGGGGCGUGCAAGGAGGACUUUGCGGGCGCGGUGGCGAGCGCGCGCAGGGAGGCGUGGGAGAUGGUCCCGGUGUGGUUUGGGCUGAGAGGUGUUCCGGUGGGCCCGAAGGCGAAGAGGUCGAAGUGA